This is a messenger RNA of Theileria equi strain WA, 855 nucleotides long. RefSeq lists its product as hypothetical. Lineage: Eukaryota; Apicomplexa; Aconoidasida; Piroplasmida; Theileriidae. The transcript has a single exon. The record is from RefSeq and is a predicted model, not a curated record. Bases 1 to 855 code for a protein of 284 amino acids.
AUGCCUCGUGUAUAUUACGAUUAUUAUCGCAAAAGGUCUAACUCUAUAGACUCUGAUUCUAGCUGUUCCUGUGGGGAAUGCGCUUGUGAUUCCUCGUAUAGCAGCUCCUGCUGUUCAAGCGAUUGUGACAGUACCUCUUCUUUUGAAGAUACACCUAGGUUUGAGGUAUCUGGGAGAAGAUAUGGCUCCACUCCCAGGUCUCCAGAUGUGAGGUCAGCCCCGGAGCAUCCUAGACAGGGAGUAUCUGUACCAGACACACUCGUUGCAAAUGGAGAACCUAUCGCUAAUACGAUAGAACUGACUACAAAUACGCAAACAAAUAAAAGUUUGGGGGAAACGUCUGUUACAAGUUCUACUGAAAGGCCUUGCACACCAACGAGAGAUCAAAACCGCCAAAGAGUUGAUUUUACUAUAAACGAAGUACACUCUGGUGAUAUGCAAAAGGAGAUUGAUGAAAUUGAAAUGUUACUUAAUGACAGUUAUAUCCAAGAUUUCGACACCGAUGAGCACCUUGGUAAGGUUACAAAUGCCAAUUCACACACCACUAGUCUCUCAAAUUAUACAGAUACCUCAUACUAUGGUAGUGGCUAUUCAACAGAUGAUCCAGAGGGCAAUACCCCCAACUCUCAGGAAGAGUCAACCACUUCUGAUCCAUACGGAAGGGUAAUAUUUUCAGCAGAUUGCGCUUGGCCGAGUGGCUUUAACAAUAUACAAUGGAACAUAGAGAACAAUAGGGAGUAUGAUAUCUCCGAAUUAUAUGCGAUGCUAGUUUCACUUGAUCUCCCAACGUACAUGUAUAUUAUGGAGAACGUACUGGACGAAUGUGUAAGAAGAGAAAUUGAAGGGUGCAAUUAG